CAUGGAGUAAACACACGUGCAGCAAACCGGCAAAACAAAGCAUCACACUGUUUGGGACCUGGAUGAAUCGUUUAGGGUCACAGACAAGUGGUUGAAAAUACUCCACAGUCAUCUCGACUCAAUGUUUGAGUCGUUUCAUGAAAAUAUACCUAUGUUUUGACAACUGAGUGCGUCUUUGCAACUGAUUUUAUCUGGUUGACCCGGGAAUCCCGUUGCCAUGGGUAAAUAUAGUAAUGUGCCGAUGACACGGAGAAGCCAGUCUGUGGGAGGAAUCAACCUAGCUCGACGACCAAAGAGAAAUGUGUCCAUAAAAACCUACGAUGACACUGUGGGAUUAUCCCGCACGGAGGAACGUGAGCUGAAGAAAGCCCUGUAUGCUUCCCUGCAGGAGUGUAAACGAUUAGCUCGUUACCAGCUGGAUACUGACGAACAACCUGUACCACAGCCAGUCCCUCGCCAGACCCGACCCAUCAGGAGCCGAUCUUGGCCAUACACGCCGUCGGUGUGCAGCACAGCCACACCUAGCACUUGUGUCAGUGUGGACGAAAGCAGCCAGGACUCGGUCAAGUCUUCUGUCAGCUCAGUGGCCGAACAGAAGACCAGACAGGAGAGGAAAAUCCAUGCACAGCGCAAGUUUGCACAAGGGUCCCUUCCUCCGACCCCCAGUACAACUCCAGUGAAGGUCAAGGCCUCUCCCAUCAAACUUCUGCCGAGACGAGCCAAGACUGAGGACUUUUUGACAUUCCUCUGUUUACGAGGCUCCUCGGUCCUUCCUCCUCACCUCGACUUCUUCAACUUCUCCAGAGGUGAGCCCUCACAUGGGGAGAUCAGCGCUCCAGAGACGCCCCCACGUCCAGAGCCUGGAUCCAAGUGUGAGAGAACAAGGGAGAGCACUCCUGAGUCUUCCAGCGUUAGCACCAACGAUGAGCUGUAUGAGAUAGGAACGCCUUCACCUUGUAGUGUUAUAGCCAAUGGACGGAAUGGUCUGAGUGCCAGGAAGGCAGCCCGAGCCAGCGCCAGCACUCCAGAGACAGCCCGGGGCAUCGUCAGUCUCAGUCAAGGCCUCACCAAGAAAACUACACGCGUAAGCACCCCACAUCGUGGUCGAAAAUCGGGUUCAGUGGACAAGACUCCUUCCCCACGGAAAGGGUCUCCACUUGUCAGGGGGUCGCCAUCUAAACGAGGCUUUGCUGUGAAAAGCUUGUCGCCUCAGUUCUCAAAGACGCCUCCCAAAAAGAAGCUUAGCCUCAAGCAGAAAGCUCUGCUUUCCUUCAUGCCUCGUAAAGCAAGCACUAAACAUGGCAGUCACAGAGAGGCCAGCUCAAAGCAGGCUGUGCUUGAGGGUAGUCAGUCUUCCCACAAUUCCUUCAAGCCUGUGGACCCAGUCACCCUCCACAGGAAGUCGUCUGCUCAAUCCUCCAAAAGUCUCAAGGAGAGACUAAAGAGAAAGAAAGAACUAGUGGAGCAGAAAUUUAGGGGAGAGAGCAAUGAAGAAAACAGCUUUGUUGAAAGGCAAGUUGAAAGUCAGAUCUCAUGUCAUGAAGAAAGAUGGACGAGUGGACGAGGCAUCACGGAAGAAGAGCGGCAGGAUGGAGGAGCAUCCAAGGAAGAAAAGGAUGGUUCGAUAUGCCAAGAUUUGUUCGAGAGGAAGAGGAGUUUCAAAUGUACACUGAUGACGAUGACGAUGAUGAUGAAGUGUCAUUCGGGAAGGUGUCAUCAACAGGCAGCAGGCCCGCUGAGUGUGAAGGAGAAGAAGGGGAAGAAUUCAGGGAGGAAGAAGAAGGUGAUCGGUAUGAGGACACGAAGCUCCAUCCAGACAGUGGUGGCAUCUCCUGCCAAGAUUGUAGCAAGUAAACGACUGUCAGCUGUGAAGAAGCUGCGGAAGGCCAAAGGAGAUCAGAUGAUGCUGUCCAAGAUCAUUGAGAAGAGGAGGAGGCUGAAACAGGAGGAUGGGAAGGGGGAGGCAACCAAGAGGGGGAGGAAGCCCACAGGUUCAAAGAAACUUGGCAAUCCUGAGAAACAGAGUCGGUCCGACUCAGCCCUGAAGGCUGACCUGUCCACUCUGAUGGAGGUCCCGACAUUCCGCCCUUCAGAGGAGGAGUUCCGUGACCCCAUCCAGUACAUUGAGAGUAUCCGAGCAGCAGCUGAGCCGUACGGCAUGUGUCAGAUCAUUCCCCCCUCCAGCUGGAAGUGUGAAAGUAAGAUCAACGAAGACAUGAGAUUCACAGCCCAGGUUCAGCUUGUACACAAGUUAUACAAGAGGUGGGGCCCUAAUAGCCAGUUCACAGCCUCCGCCAACAAGCACCUGGACGCCAUUGGGGCCAAUCUUGAGCCGUCGCCCCAGAUUGGGGGAGUUGAGGUUGACCUGUGCAAGUUAUCACGGACAAUCCUGGAGUUUGGUGGGAUGCAGAACGUGGUUGACAAGAGGAAGUGGGUGAAGAUAGCGGACGCCAUGAAGAUCCCCAAACUGGCCCAGGACCGAGGGAUGCGUCUGUACGACGUGUACUGCAAGUACCUGCUGCCCUACGACACUCUGUCCAUGGACGAGAAGACGUGUCUGGAGCAGUCAGUCAUGUCGGAGAGGCAGAGGAAGGAGAAAUCAGGGAAGGGGGAAGACGAGGAGGCUAUUGUCAAGGGCAAAUCAAACCCACUGAGCACUUUCAACAGGGUUGCAAGAAAUGUGCGCUCCAUGUGGUUUAAAGAUGAACCUACUCCAGAACAAGUUGAGUGUGAAUACUGGAGACUGGUUGAGGGUCGCAGCAACCAUGUAGCGGUGCAGUGUGGCCAUGUCAGCACCAGCACCCAGGGGUCGGGCUUCCCCAGCAAGAAGGACAGUCCUUACGCCAGGCAUAGCUGGAAUCUCAACAACCUGUCUGAAAACCCCAAGUGCAUUCUCAGGUGCUUAGGACCAGUCUCAGGUGCUACUAUCCCAACUCUACACAUCGGCAUGCUGUUUGCCACGUCCUGCUGGUGUACUGACGUCCAUCACCUGCCUUACAUACAGUACCUCCACACAGGGGCCGACAUUGUCUGGUACUCCAUCCCGAAGCAGCAGGAGGGGAAGUUGAAGACAGCCAUGAAGGAGUUGGUGCCGUCCCUGGUGUCACAGGACCCUCACUGGCUCAAGGAAGAUACUGUCAUGGUCAACCCAUCUCGUCUGACGGCACGAGGCGUGACAGUUGCCCGGUGUGUUCAAAAACCCAAGACAUUUGUUGCCAUCUUUUCCAAGUCAUACACAGCCACCAUCAGUGAUGAUGUUAGGUGUGUACUGGGUGUUGAGCUGAUGAUGUUAGGUGUGUACUGGGUGUGUGUACUGGGUGUUGAGCUGAUGAUGUUAGCUGAUGAUGUUAGGUGUGUAGCAGGUCUGAAGGUGAUGAAGCGAGGGGGGAUGUUGGAUGACAUGCCAGCGGCGCAAUUGUCCCGAAAGCGAUCAUUGGACCAAGUGGAGGACAAUGUCUGUGACAUCUCCAAGAAACACUGCUACUUCUCAAAGGUCGUGAAUGAGAAUGAGAAUCUGACCCUGUCUCUGGAGGAGGGACUGAAGCAUGUACAGAAGAAGAAGAACUUGAAGCACUGCAAGCUUGUGUACAGAUACCCAGAGGAGGAACUGAAGAGCAUGCUGCAUAGUGCACAGUGUCGACUGGACAUCAGCAGUGACAGCACCAACACCUCCAGCAAGAAGCGGGGACUGAAGAAAUAGAAGACAAUUGGGGAAUGAAGUCUUUCUUGCCAUGCACUACCAAUGACUUGCAGUGGGAAUCCUGCUCUAGAGAAACUGUUGCGUCAUCGAAAAUAUGUGUUUGUGAUACACGUCCAGGAGGUGUGUAGUGUCUCAACAUGGGACAUCAGCCAGGCAGCAUACAGGAUAUAUGUGCCAUGUGUUAGAAUAUGAAGGCAUUGUACUGUGUGUCAGAAUUGUACUGUGUGUCAGCAUAUGGAAGCAUUGUACUGUGUGUCAGCAUAUGGAAGCAAUGUACUGUGUGUCAGCAUAUGGAAGCACUGUACUGUGUGUCAGCAUAUGGAAG
Molecule: messenger RNA, 4025 nt
Organism: Haliotis rubra (blacklip abalone)
Lineage: Eukaryota; Metazoa; Mollusca; Gastropoda; Lepetellida; Haliotidae
Product: protein Jumonji-like
Biological process (GO): chromatin remodeling
Cellular component (GO): nucleus
Molecular function (GO): DNA binding; histone demethylase activity
Source: RefSeq, a predicted model, not a curated record